Molecule: messenger RNA, 825 nt
Organism: Euleptes europaea (tarantolino)
Lineage: Eukaryota; Metazoa; Chordata; Lepidosauria; Squamata; Sphaerodactylidae
Product: aquaporin-2-like
Exons: 4
Coding region: 1-825 (274 amino acids)
Biological process (GO): transmembrane transport
Cellular component (GO): plasma membrane; apical plasma membrane
Molecular function (GO): water channel activity
Source: RefSeq, a predicted model, not a curated record
AUGAUGUGGGAACUCCGCUCUGUGGCCUUCACCCGAGCCGUCCUUGCAGAAUUCCUCGCCACGCUGAUCUUCAUCUUCUUCGGCUUGGGUUCCGCUCUCAACUGGCCAGCCGCCCCACCAAAUGUCCUCCAGAUCUCAUUGUCCUUUGGUUUGGCCAUCGCCACCAUGGUUCAAGCUGUGGGGCAUAUCAGCGGGGCCCACAUCAACCCUGCUGUGACUGUGGCCUGUCUGGUGGGCUCUCAUGUCUCCUUCCUGAGGGCCAUCUUUUACGUGGUGGCCCAGAUCGUGGGAGCUGUGACGGGGGCCGCCCUUCUGCAUCAACUCACACCGCCUCACAUCCGAGGCAGCUUGGCCAUCAACAAGGUGCACAACAACACAACGUCAGGGCAGGCUGUCACCAUGGAGCUGUUCCUUACUUUCCAGUUGGUCCUGUGCAUUUUCGCCUCCACCGAUGACCGCAGAAGCGAUAACUUGGGAUCCCCAGCCUUGUCCAUAGGGUUCUCGGUCACUCUGGGCCACCUACUUGGGAUCUAUUACACCGGCUGCUCCAUGAACCCGGCUAGAUCUUUUGCUCCUGCUGUGCUCAUGGGUGACUUUGACAGCCACUGGGUCUUCUGGUUGGGACCAAUGGUUGGGGCAGUGGUGGCUUCCUUGGUCUACAACUAUGCCCUCUUCCCCCAUGCAAAGACCUUUUCUGAAAGGUUAGCCAUCUUCAGAGGUUAUGAACCAGAGGAAGACUGGGAGGAGCGUGAAGUCCGCAGGCGGCAAUCGAUGGAGCUGCAUUCCCCACAAACGCUACCUCGAGGGGUGAUGGAGAAAGUCUAA